Rattus rattus (black rat) is the source of this 783-nucleotide messenger RNA. RefSeq names its product ferritin light chain 1-like. Gene Ontology annotation, cellular component: cytoplasm. Gene Ontology annotation, biological process: iron ion transport; intracellular iron ion homeostasis. The record is from RefSeq and is a predicted model, not a curated record. NCBI's taxonomy places the organism in Eukaryota, Metazoa, Chordata, Mammalia, Rodentia, Muridae. Gene Ontology annotation, molecular function: ferric iron binding; ferrous iron binding.
AUGGCUGCCAUCCACAUGUCAGCUUCCAUCAUGGUUCAGAAGCGCGUGCCCAUCACUCUGGAGGUCCUGAUUGAUAAGCAGACUCUCGGUUACCUCUUUGAGGGGCACCUUGGGAGUGGGCAAAGUGGGUCGAGGGCUUGUUGUUCUGAGGGCCGAAAGUGGGGGGGCCAGAACGUACUUGGGCCCUAUGGAGGCGGUCGGGGCCUCAAUCUGCAGGUGGAUGCCCCAUACACGGGAUCAGCCAAGACCUCUCAGAUUCAUCAGGAUUAUUCCACCGAAGUGGAAGCUGCCGUGAACCGCCUGGUCAACUUGCACCUGCGGGCCCCCUACACCUACCUCUCCCUGGGCUUCUUUUCUGAUGGGGAUGACAUGGCUUUGGAGGGCAUAGGCCACUUCUUUGAGGAGAAGCAGGAGGGCGCUGAGCAUCUCCUCAAGUUGCAGAAUGAUUGCUGGGGCCAUGCACUCUUCCAGGAUGUGCAGAAGCCAUCUCAAGAUGAGUGGGGUAAAACCCUGGAGACCAUGGACGCUGCCUUGGCCCUGCAGAAGAACCUGAACCAGGCCCUCUUGGAUCUGCACGCCCUGGGUUCUGCCAGCACAGACCCUCACCUCUGUGACUUCUUGGAAAGCCACUUCCUGGAUAAGGAGGUGAAGCUCAUCAAGAAGAUGGGCAACCACCUGACCAACCUCCGUGGGGUGGCAGGGCCACAACCAGCGCAGAGAGGUGUGCCCCAGGCAUCUCUGGGCGAGUAUCUCUUUGAGUGCCUCACUCUCAAGCAGGACUAG